AUGUUUGGAGGCUUCCCAGUGAUCUCAGUGCGGGUUUAUUCUGGGCCUGCCGCAGCCCUUUGCCCUGAAGAUGAGUUUGCUGGAGCUACUGGCUCCAUUCGGUUUCCUUAUCCCGGGACCUUAUUGGGUGUCCAGGUAGUGACAAUUUUGCAGCAGUCGGGUGUGGGCCAGAGGCUCGGGCCCCGCUGCUUCUCCCGCCGCGCCGGCCCCGCCGUCCGCUGCCUCGCACCCGCGCCCGGAGCCGGGCGGCCGUGUGAUGUGAACGCCGCCACCAUGGCCUCGCUGCUGCUGCUGCUGCUGCUUUCGCUGCCGCCGUCCGCCUCCCCCGGAGCGAGCGGCCCGAACCCCGGAGGUGCGGGCGCGGCUACACUAAGAGACCAUUGGCCUGAAACUCAUACCAGCACCCACACUGCAAACCUCACCUUGAGUCAGGAUCAAGGGAACGUCACAGCAGCAGCCUCCAAAGAGAUGUUAAUUCAGACGCUCCGAAAGAGCCUCAUUUUGGCCAGUGCUCCAGAAGCCUUCACAGGGAAAACAGAAACAUCAGAUGAUGGAGAAAGAGCAGAGUCUUCAAGAAGAACACAUGAUCCCCCCUCCCACUGGGGUCCUGAGAGGGCAGCUGCACUGACUCCUCAAAGCAGCACCUGGGCUUCUGCAGGGACAGAGAUGUUAAAGGGCCUUCCCGCCCUCCAGAGCUCCUCCACCAGGCAGGCAGACAGCAAGGGUGUCACACAUACCAUCUACAACAUCUGGCCUGCACUUCAGUCUCUCACUGUCAGUUUUGGGCCUCCAGGGGAGACAGAGAGAUUCUCAGGGGUCUCUGACCUAGCCACUGUGACUUAUGCUGCUGCUUCUUCAUCCCCCUUGGAGGCAGAAUCAGGAAGAAAAGACACUCUUCAGGAUCCAGGAGAAGGAAUUCUCCCCGAAAGUGAAUUUGCCCUUCUGUCUUCCAAGCUUCCAGUGGGAUUUCAGCCAAAUGAUACCCCAGCAUCAAGUGAGCAUCCUCUUGCCCACAACUCCAGUACAGAGACUAGAAGUCUCCCGGAGCAAACUGAGAUGGUGUCCAGGUCAGUGCAAUCGGCCCAGGAAGAAAAAAGUACAGCACAGUGGUUUGAGGCCGACAAGACCUCUACAGAUAUGACUGGAAACUCUACUUCCAUUCCUGAAGCUGUGAACACUUCCAGUUUUACUCACUUCUCAGCUUUGGCCCCAAGGUCAGGAACAAGUAGCCUGGCACUGCGUAAGAGUCAUUACUCCAAACCCUCCACUUCAUCCUCCUCAGAAAGUUUGGAGAUUUCUGCACCACGUGCCACUGCGUAUAACCCUGAGCUGGAGUUCAGGUCUGUCGUAGAGAAGGGGACUGCUGAGGGGACACCAGGAGCUGCUGCUCAUGAUCUGCACACAUCAGCCACUUUGACUGGAAAUGGAGAACGCACCUUGAGAUCCCUCACCAACUGGAGUGCUGCGGCAUCCCCAGACCUGGGGCACUCUGCAGCUAUGCCCCAACAUUCCGAGAGUACCACUCCCCAUGGGAAUGCAACAGCUAUCAGUAUUGCCCGCCUGGGCUCCCGAGUCCUUGGAGUCACUGGCAGCAACCAAGACGCUAGGAGUGGCUCUGAUUUAGAGCAUCGAACUGACGACCAUACCUACAUCUCCUCCACUUUCACCAAAGGGGAGCGGGCACUGUUGUCCAUCACAGAGAACAGUUCUGCUUCUGCGCUGCGUGCCAGUGCGACCUUCUUGGUGCAUGAAUCUGGCCCAUCCAGCUCCCAACAUCUGCCUUCCUCUGGGGUACUGUCUGAAGGGACCAAAGCUGUCAUUUCUGAUGAGGAACAUGUGAGGCUGUCUGCCACAUCCCUGGUGCCUCACACAGCCCAUAUGCCCUCCCUCAGCCCCACGGUGAACAUGUCCAACACGGUUCUGCUGGGCUCCGAGGUUGCCUCUGUGGGUAACCCGUCUUUUCCUCCUUCAUCUUCGGGGCCUCCUUUGCCUCUGCCCUCAGUGUCACAACCCCAGCAGCCUUUGCCAUUGACCAGAGCAUUCACUUCUGUACUGCACCCCAUCCCUGGCACACCCACCCCACUGUCUUCCUUACCACCUUCUUCACCAGUAAUCCGUAGCACAUGGACCUCUGCCUCUCAUGCCAUCUUCCCAACCACUGCUGCGUUACCAAGGACCUCAGUUCAAAUGGCUACGAUAGCAUCAUCUGAGGUCACACUCCCCAGUAAUCAUACCAUAAACACUAAGAACCCCAGCCUGGUAGACCAUGAGACAGUCAUCACGGACUCAGAAGCGAGCCUGGAAUCUCUGCCCACAGAGGCCCCCAAUGCUGGAACCUUGAACUCUACUUCUGGUAUCCUGGGGCCUGCGAUCUUAACAAAGGCCUUCACUGAUCCAGAACUGCCAGCUACCAGCAUCAGAUUAGCCCAAACCUCACCUACUGUGAUCACCACUACCCUUCAGUCUUUGCCACCACUUGAGCCCACUUCCAGCUAUGCAACCAGUACUGCAGCUACCAGCCCCACCACCGUGCAGCCAGAAACUGAGAAAUUUUCGCCGACCAGUCCUGGAAUUUUCUUGUCACUUAUUACAACAGAGGGUCCCAUCACCACACAGAGGAGCCCUGUACAUACCCAAGCUGUGCCUGGAUCCAUUCCUCAGAGCAGUGUUUUUACACCUGCUAAGGAAGCAACCUCAGAGCCUGGCAUUUCAAGAGAGUACAGCCACACAUCACAUUUCCAUACAUUUUCUCCUGAUUCCCACACCCUGGAAAUCUCAACAGCGGAAGUGCUGACCCCCACAUCUCAGCACAACACACAGUCUCCAAAGGUUUCAUUGUCACCUGCCACAGUGAACAGCUGUGCCUCUAGUCCUUGUCUCCAUGGUGGCAGAUGCAUAGAGGAGCCCCUUGGCCGUGGGUAUCGAUGUGUGUGCUCACCCUCCUGGCAAGGGGACAACUGCAGUGUGGAUGUGAAUGAAUGCCUCUCGAAUCCCUGUCCGUCCCUCGCUGUGUGCAAUAAUACACAGGGAUCCUUUAUGUGCAAAUGCCCAGUUGGGUAUCAGUUGGAAAAAGGAAUAUGCAGUUUAGUGAGGACCUAUGUAGCAGAGUUUAAGAUCAAGAAAACUCUUCUUAAUGCCACCGUGGAGCUACAUGAAGUUGAAAACAAGAUCACCAGAAUGUUAAAUAUCUGUUUUUCACCCUUACCUGGCUAUAUGAAAUCCACAGUUCAUGCUUCCAGGGAGUCCAGCACAAUGACAGUAGCCCUGCAGACCACAUUUUCUUUGGCCUCCAAUGUUACGCUCUUUGACUUGGCUGACAGGGUGCAGCGCUGUACUAACUCCUGCAGAGCCUCAGCUGAUCUCUGCCACCUUCUAGGAUCCCAGAGGCGGAUCUUUCGAGUGGGCAGCUUGUGCAGGCGGAAAACUCCAGAAUGUGAUAGAGAGACCUCACUAUGCACAGAUGUGGAUGGCAUUGCGCGCUGCCAGUGCAAGCUGGGCUAUUUCCAGUUCAACAAGAUGGAUCACUCCUGCCGAGCUUGUGAAGAUGGCUAUAGGCUUGAAAAUAAAACCUGUAUGAGUUGCCCAUUUGGCCUUGGUGGUCUCAACUGUGGAAACCCUUAUCAACUCAUCACAGUGGUGAUUGCAGCAGCAGGAGGGGGCCUUUUGCUGAUCCUGGGCAUCGCCUUGAUUGUUACUUGUUGCCGAAAGAAUAAAAACGACAUAAGCAAACUUAUCUUCAAAAGUGGGGAUUUCCAAAUGUCCCCAUAUGCUGAGUAUCCCAAGAACCCUCGCUCUCAAGAAUGGGGCCGAGAAGCUAUUGAGAUGCAUGAGAAUGGAAGUACCAAAAACCUUCUUCAGAUGACGGAUGUGUAUUAUUCGCCCACAAGUGUCAGGAAUCCUGAGCUUGAACGAAAUGGACUAUACCCAGCCUACACUGGAUUGCCAGGAUCACGGCAUUCUUGCAUUUUUCCUGGACAAUACAACCCAUCUUUCAUCAGUGAUGAAAGCAGGAGAAGAGACUACUUUUAAGUACAGAAGGGUCAAUUGCUCUGAGUGAGUCACUCAGAGCACUGCACCAGGAGGGAGCACCACACACUAAGGUCUCCCAGGGUUCCCUAGAGCCACUAUUGAGUGGCAUGUGGAAAGUGGACAGACAUGAAGAGUAAUCACAGUGGAAGAAGACAGUGGAUAGAACCUAUGAACAUGGAACUGCUGGCUGCCCAUCGGGCACAUUUGCUGUUACUGUGAAUGUACAUGGGCCAGUACAAGAGUGAAUGACUUCAGCAUGGCCACUGGUUUAAGAAAUAAUGGUUAGAUUUUGUGCAAGUCAUUGAGCAUCACUACAGGGACCCAGUUUUUCCUUAGUUUGCACUUUAGUAAAUUGGGUAGGGAUAUCUCCUUUUGUAUUUUUUUUAAGGCUGUUCUGAAAAGAAGGUCUCUUUUUUUCCUUAGCACUUCCAUAGGCCUCCGUUUGGGGAUUAAUUUAUAGUAAAAUACUGGCCCUUUCUUUCUUUGUCUAGUUCCUAAGACUAAAUCAGCAUUUCUUAAGAUUUUUUCACCAUGGCAUGACACCAAGACGCCAAUGGAUAGGGGAAGAAGGCACAAGAAGGAAACAAGAUUUGAAGGGGACCAUGGUCGGAAAAACAUUGAGAAAUGUGUUCUAAACAGAUGCUGAUGAACAUACCACUCAGCUCUGGGACAUAGGAUUUCUAGGUCUUUUGCUCCAGUUUCCAAACCAGCUGCCCAGAGGAAGUACUGACAUUUGUCAAGCAUCACACAUAAUGAAAAUUUGCUUUUUAAGUUCAGGAGACACAUUUGCUCUGUGCAUUGAAGUUACGCUAUAUCACCUAAGUCUGGCUCAGGUCAAAGCAACUUUCCCCUGCUGUUUGAAGCAUACUGGAGU
Suncus etruscus (white-toothed pygmy shrew) is the source of this 4903-nucleotide messenger RNA. RefSeq names its product heart development protein with EGF like domains 1 (gene HEG1). The record is from RefSeq and is a predicted model, not a curated record. Bases 1 to 4029 code for a protein of 1342 amino acids. Lineage: Eukaryota; Metazoa; Chordata; Mammalia; Eulipotyphla; Soricidae. Gene Ontology annotation, biological process: heart development. Gene Ontology annotation, molecular function: calcium ion binding. The transcript has 19 exons.